Molecule: messenger RNA, 3468 nt
Organism: Trichosurus vulpecula (common brushtail)
Lineage: Eukaryota; Metazoa; Chordata; Mammalia; Diprotodontia; Phalangeridae
Gene: ARL15
Product: ADP ribosylation factor like GTPase 15
Exons: 6
Coding region: 76-747 (223 amino acids)
Molecular function (GO): GTPase activity; GTP binding
Source: RefSeq, a predicted model, not a curated record
GCGGUCGCUUCGCUGCCAGAGACGCUUUCUUUUUUUUCCGGGUUCGGAGCCGUUCCGGAUGCUUUAGGUUGCCGGAUGUCUGAUCUUCGGAUAACUGAAGCGUUACUGUACAUGGAUUAUCUGAGAAUGUCUGAGUGUAUCCAGAUCUCAUUUGCUGUUUGUAGAAUUGGCAUUUACACGUGUUUUAGAGCACUUUGCUGCAAGGGACCCCCUCCUCCACGACCAGAGUAUGACUUGGUCUGCAUAGGCCUCUCGGGUGCUGGCAAGACCAGUUUGUUGUCGAAGCUAUGUGGUGAGAGCUCGGAGAAUGUCGUGUCCACAACAGGUUUUAGCAUAAAAGCAGUUCCAUUCCAGAGUGCCAUCUUGAAUGUAAAAGAACUUGGAGGGGCUGAUAACAUUAGGAAAUACUGGAGUCGCUACUACCAAGGAUCUCAAGGGGUAAUAUUUGUAUUAGACAGUGCCUGUUCGGAAGAAGAACUAGAAACUGCUAGAAAAGAACUGCAUUCAGCUCUUCAGCACCCACAGUUAUGUACUUUGCCGUUUUUAAUAUUGGCCAAUCAUCAAGACAAGCCAGCUGCUCGAUCAGUACAAGAGAUCAAAAAAUAUUUUGAACUUGAACCACUUGCACGAGGAAAACGCUGGAUUCUGCAUCCCUGCUCACUAGAUAACUUGAAUGCAGUAAAAGACAGCUUCACUCAGCUGAUAAAUUUGUUAGAAGAAAAGGACCCUGAACCUGUAAGAAUGUGAAAGCUAGAGAAGAAAACCAGUUCUUGGAAGGUCCAUGUACCUAGCCUGUUUGUUUCUUGUUUUAAUUUUAUUUUGGUAUCAAAACUAUUAACCGCUUUGAAUCCAUUUUUUUUCCUUCAAGUAUUCCAGAUUCUGUUUCAUCUCUCUAUUCAUAUAAAUAUUCUGUAAGUCAGGUAAAUUAUCAUUGAUAUUAAAGUCCAAGUACACACUACUGAGAGAGAAUUUAUUCUCCGUUUACCACUAAUUUUUCUGUCGAUUGCAUGUAGCUUCCUUCUGUUUUUAUGAGAACCUCCAUGAUCUGCCUUGUGCUGAAAUGGAUGGGACUUAUAAUUCAUAAGAGUCAGAUAUUUUGUGAAGGAUACAAAAGUACUCACAAUUCCUUGACUUUUUUCCCAAAGGGGAUCUAUAAAAUGUGUUAUAUGUAAUAUGUAUAUCAUUGAAUUUCUUAUGGACCUCUACAUAUUCAGAAGGCAUUUACUUUUAGAUGCUGCCCUCAUGGACUAUCCGUGAAGAAUGGUCACCAACAGUUCCAAUAAAUCAUCUUUUAAGGAAGGAAUGCUCUAUUGAGGCAAGGUUGGCUUUGAAGUGUCACUUAAUGACAACAGAAGUAAUUUUUGGGUUGAUUAAAACCCAAGUCUCAUUCUCUACCCACUUUAAAGGCAUAGACCAUUAAAUUUGUGUUUGAACAGUGAUAUCCAGGCACAAAUUCCUAUCAAGAUAUACAGAUUACUAUCAAGUCUAAAUUAUUCUUAAUAUAAAGAGAAUGAGAAUCUUCAUAAAAUCAAGCUGCAACAAAAUGAUCGGUUAGCUAUUUUGUUGUUUUUAUUUUCUUUUAAGAAAUCUUUAGAACAUUGAUAGAAAUUAAGGAAAUAGUUGGUUUUUUUUUUUAAAUAAAAUAAUGGAAAUGAUUAAGACUAGCCAAACUAAACAUAGGUAAAAUUGGCAAUGGUUGUCGUGUUAGCAUGAAUUGUGACAAAGGUUUCAGAUAAGGAAUCAUUUGUAUCAUUCAUUCAUAAAGUGCUAUUGUAUUUUAGUGGUCUGCUAGUGCCUCUCCACAGUAGAUGAGGGUCUAUCAGUGUUUCUAUUACAAACCUCUAUUUUCAGAGGUUGACAACUUGGCCUCAAUAAUUUGCUCUGGGCUAAAUGUUAAUGCAUUUGUCCUUGGCCCAGCUUCAAUUUUUUGAACUAAUUAAAAAUUAAUCCAUUUAAUUGAACUCAUAGAAUCAAAAUGGAAUGAAACGUAUUGGUUUUCUGGGGUUUGAUCCCUUUUUGCCCUCCUGAAACUGAAAACAGAUUUCUGGAUAGAGGGCUUUUAAAAAUUAAAUUCUCUAGGCCCUUGGUAGACUAGGACUUUUUGGGCCUUAUAAAUUUUUUUUUAAGUGGAUGAACUUUAGAAACCCUCUUAAUACACCUGAGCAGUAAAAACAUGUUCUUACUUUUUGUUGAGCAUAGACUAUCCCCAUACAUGGCACCGAAGGACAGGUUGACAUAGUACCUCAUCACUGCUCCAGAGGACAAACAGACAUCAGACCCUUCAUGUUAUUUGAAUGUAGUUUUUGUGGUUUAAUAGCAUAGGUGGAUUUUAAUGAAAUCAUCACCUUUUAAAUGUUCGAUAACUUCUUCAACCUUUUUUAUGGAAUGGAUCAAAAAGCUCUGUAGCAAAUGAUACCUAAUUUUUUUGUCUAAGGUGUUCUUGAAUAUUUUUAAUACUGUGUAAUAUUUGAGCAGCACAUACUUUCUAUUCCGAUGACCAGGAUCUCAAAUUCCUGUUUCAUCUUGUCCUGUUGUGGUUCACUGUCUGAGAGCGAUAAAUCUGACCAUUAGAGAUUGCUUUCCCUGCAAGUUCAUUAAAUGUAGAAUAUUGUCUUUUUAAGAUACUGUGGUUUAAUGCUCCGACGCCAUCUGUUAAAUGACUUCCCGGUGUGUGUGUGUGUGUGUGUGUGUGUGUGUGUGUGUGUGUGAGAGAGAGAGAGAGACUGUGUUCAUGUGUGCACCAGUGUUGGGCUUCCUCUCAGACCUACGACUGUCUGCAGUGUCUCAGCAGUCAGAAUGAAAACAUUAUCAAUCAGUACCCAACAACAGCUGUUUUUGACAAGUUUCUGUCUGACGCCUAAUGCUUUACAACUGUCAAUAAGGCUCCUUCUUUGUCUAGCAGUUCUGAGCUUGCUGUCUCACUGUUUCCGUGUUGCAUCCUGUCCCUGUAACUCUAGAAUUUGCCAUAUUUCGGAAAUCCACAUGGGAGUGGGUGUGUGUGUGUGUGUGUGUGAGUGUGUGUGUGUGUGUGUGUGUGUGUGAGAGAGAGAGAGAGAGAGAGAGAGAGAGAGAGGGAUUCUUACUUGCUGUGUAAUGUGCCACAGGUGUCUUGGUUUGCAUAUUCAGAUACUAUAUAGAAAAAAAAAGAAGUCUGUGAUGUAUUACUUCUCUUAGCUUUUCAUUGUAUUUAUGGAGUUAACAAUUUUUGUACCUUAUGAGCUAAAGCAGUUGCCUUUUUGUAAUGGCAAUUAAUUUAUAUUACAAGAGUUUGUAUCUACUGUAGUUUACGGUCUUGGUUGCUAGUUAACUGUCUAUGUUAUCCUGUCUUUAUACUAAAAAUACAGCAUCUAUACUUAGAAGUUGACCAAUUCGUGUGGACAACUGCCAGGCGAGGGGAACUUGUAUUGUCAAUGAUUUAUACGUGAUUUCCACUAUCUUUAAAUGAAAAUAAACGCUGAGUAGAAUUGA